AUCUCUUCGACCGUGAUGUCUCAAUGCGUUUUUCGUUGUUUCUGCUCCGGCUCGCCCGGCUUUUGCUACCUCUUUGUGUCAUAGCGACGAUCUGGCUAUACUUAUACCCAAUCUUCCACGGUUGUGCCUUUCCUAUCCCUCCAACAUCAUGCGCUCCCGACACCUUCGACCCUUCAUCCUCCAGCCCUGCAGCGCCAUUCAGGCUGCUCGCUCUCGGUGAUCCCCAACUAGAGGGCGAUUCUUCGCUCCCAGAUGCCAACGAUCCGGCGUUCCCUAGCGUACGGCGGCUCCGCACAGUCCUCGAGGCACCGACCCCGCUGUCAGAGAAAUGGAAGGAGGGCACUGCCUGCGUGUUGAAGUUCUGGAAACAUGAUAUCCUUCAUUUUCUCAAGGCAACCCGAAAGCGACUCGACCUAUGGGGGAAUGACUACUACCUCGCUCAUAUCUACCGCUCCCUCCAGGAUCACACUGAGCCUACCCAUGUCUCCGUUCUGGGCGACCUUCUGGGGAGCCAAUGGAUAGGAGAUACUGAAUUUGAGCGCCGCGGGCGGAGAUUUUGGAAUCGCGUGUUUGAAGAUGCAGAACGAGUGCCGGAUAAGAUUAUGGAGGACUCGGAAUACGGACCUUGGAUAGAAGAAUUGGGCCAUGACGAAGCCUGGAAUAAGAGGAUCAUAAAUAUCGCGGGCAACCACGACGUUGGAUAUGCCGGCGAUUUGACGGCGCAUAGAGUGGAGAGGUUCGAGAGGCUUUUCGGGAAAGUGAACUGGGAGGUCACUUUCACUCUACGAAAUCACACACCUCCAACAACAUCCAGGUCGACAGGGGACCAAGAAAACCUGGAGGGCACUGAAGAUGCUGGAUUGGAGGGAAGCGUUUCUGAACCACCAGCAAUACGCAUUAUAGUCCUGAACUCGAUGAAUCUGGACACUACGGCUAUCUCUCCAGAGCUUCAGAAAUCGACAUACGACUUCCUGAACUCUGCUAUUUCAAACUCUCGCCCCGUCGAGGACCACACGACUGCAACGAUUCUGCUCACUCACAUUCCUCUACAUAAGGAAGGUGGGAUUUGUAAGGAUGCGCCUUUCUUUGACUUCUAUAAGUCUGGUGGCAUUCGAGAGCAGAACCAUCUGAGCCCCUUCGCAAGUAAAGGAAUCCUAGAAGGCGUUUUCGGUCUCAAUGCCAAUGAACACGCUCCUGGAAAGGGUCUGGGAAGGAAGGGAAUUGUGAUCAAUGGUCACGACCACGAGGGCUGCGAUGUGGUGCAUUACUUGAACCGAUCCUCUGCGGCAACUCCUGAGAGCGAGUCGGCCGAAGAAUCCGAUGCCGACUCUGAGGAGCCACAAUGGAAAGCUAUGCGCACGCCCAAGACAGGAGGUCUUGAUCCCUCCGCAGAUGAUAUACCGAAUAUACGAGAAAUAACCUUACGAAGUAUGAUGGGCGAGUUUGGGGGCUAUGCAGGAUUUUUAAGCGCCUGGUUCGACGAGAGUCUGGGUAAGCGUGGCGAGUGGACGUUGGAGUAUGCAAGCUGCAGUUUGGGUGUUCAGCAUUGGUGGUGGGCUGUCCACGUACUCGACCUCGUCGUGCUGGUAUUAGCUGCUCUAGGGGUGAUCAUAUGGACAUGGGAGCAGAUCUUAGCACCGGAAGUCAAGGUGCCGUCAGAGGAUAAGAAGGUGGAAACCGUCCAAGCGCAGAAGAAUUAACGAUACACGUGCGUCGAAUAUAUUACGUUGUAUCAAUCAUGUUCUAUAGAUCCUCCUUUGAGCAUUCUUCAUCUGUACUCAUUAAUCACUUCUUCCUACCAGUAGCAAUCACCGCCUCACCAUGAC
Messenger RNA from Mytilinidion resinicola, 1826 nucleotides. RefSeq lists its product as uncharacterized. NCBI's taxonomy places the organism in Eukaryota, Fungi, Ascomycota, Dothideomycetes, Mytilinidiales, Mytilinidiaceae. The record is from RefSeq and is a predicted model, not a curated record. Gene Ontology annotation, cellular component: endoplasmic reticulum. Bases 24 to 1700 code for a protein of 558 amino acids. Gene Ontology annotation, biological process: GPI anchor biosynthetic process. The transcript has a single exon.